Leptidea sinapis is the source of this 4080-nucleotide messenger RNA. Its product is annotated as protein FAM50 homolog. Gene Ontology annotation, biological process: chromatin organization. The record is from RefSeq and is a predicted model, not a curated record. Bases 491 to 1510 code for a protein of 339 amino acids. The transcript is spliced from 6 exons. Gene Ontology annotation, cellular component: nucleus. NCBI's taxonomy places the organism in Eukaryota, Metazoa, Arthropoda, Insecta, Lepidoptera, Pieridae.
UUGUGUCUCCCAAGUCACAGUAGGAAGAAUAGAAUAGAGUUCUUGGCAAAGAAUAUAAUAAUUUGUAUUUACUAUUUAUAUUUACUUAGGGACAGAGACAAGAGUUACUAAUCAAGUAACCACUAACUAACGAGUAACGAGUUCUUGGCUCUUGGUCUUGGUCUUCUGGAACUUGAGUUUUCAAUGCACAGAACACUUACUCUAACGAGCUUGAAUGUUGCUCGAAAGUUUAAGAAUUCUGAGCAAGAGAAGUGAGCUAAUAAUAUAUUUACUCUAACGAGGAAGUGGAGUAACACAAAAGUCACAAAGUGUAAUAGUAAUUUAAUUUGUUUCAAGAAAAAUAGUGUAAAUAACUCUAAACAAUUAUGCUGAAUUAGAAUAUUUGUACCACACAAAUAAAGAGUAAAGCAACAUCCUAAAUAAUUUACUAUAUAAAAACAAAUAUUGCAGAAACAUUGUAACUAUUGUAAAAUUUGAUUUGAUUUAAACCAUGGCACACUACAAAGGAGCAGCAUCUGAAGCUGGUAGAGCUAUGCAUUUAAUGAAGAAGCGUGAAAAAGCUCAACAAGAAAUUGAGCUCAGAAAAAAGAAGAUUGAAGAAGACUUAAAGAUUGAUAAUAUUGAAAAUAAGUUUGCCACUCACUAUGAUGCAGUAGAACAACAACUAAAGAGUUCUACAAUUGGUCUGGUAACACUGGAUGAGAUGAAAGCAAAACAGGAGCAUAUAGUUCGAGAAAGGGAGAAGAAGUUAGCUCAAAAAAAAGCAGAAAAAGAAAAAGAGAGACAAAGAGAGAUUGAAGCUAAACAAGCUCAGAAAAACAAGCAAAAACGACAGAUUCAAGCACUUUCUUUUGAUCUAGAUGAACAGGACGAAGAUGAUGAUAAUGGUGAUCAAGAAACAAAGCCUGAAAAUAGUUGGAAGGAAUGUGAGGAAGUGCCCUAUAAGAAAAUACGGAAGAAUCCAGAUGUGGACACAUCCUUCUUACCAGACAGAGAGCGGGAAGAGGCAGACUUGAAGCUGCGGGAAGAGCUCAGAUUGGAGUGGGCAAUGACACAGGCUAGUCUUAAAGAUGAACCAAUAACUGUUACUUUUAGUUACUGGGACGGAUCCGGACAUAGGAGACAUGUUACUUUAAAGAAAGGUAAUUCUAUAUACCAAUUUCUUCAGAGAUGUCUCGAUACAUUGAGGCCGGAGUUUAGUGAACUCAAAACUGUUUUGGCUGAUCAACUCAUGUACGUGAAGGAAGACUUGAUACUGCCGCAUCACUAUACGUUUUAUGAUUUCAUAGUUACAAAGGCCAGAGGAAAGAGUGGUCCAUUGUUCCAGUUUGACGCUGUAGAUGAUGUGAGAUUAAUUAGUGACGCCACGCAGGAGAAACAAGACUCGCACGCCGGGAAAGUUCUUUUAAGAUCUUGGUACGAGAGAAAUAAACACAUCUUCCCCGCAUCGAGGUGGGAGCCAUACGAUCCAACCAAAACAUACUCCAAGUAUACUAUUAAAGGAAAAUAAUACUCGGUUACUUGUUUUCAAUAAGUUUUCUUUUGACUUGUUGACCGAGUGCCCUAGACAAUAAUAUAAAUAUGCCUAUGAAAUGGACAGCUGGUGAAGAAUAUGCAAAAUAUUUUAUUUAUUUAUUUUAAUUAAAUUGCGUUACAUGCAACUUAGUUACUAAACAAAAUUGUAGUUCCAAAUAAUUGACGACCUGUAUAGCCGAGUGGUUAGCAAUCCUACCUACUAAGCUAGAGGUCCCGGGUUCGGAUCCCGGUAGGUGCAAGCAUUUAUAUUAUGAUUAAUAUGGAUGUUUGUUUCCGAGUCAUGGAUGUUUAAAUGUAUUUAUGUAUGUUUAAGUAAGUAUAUUGUAUUGUUCUCCAUUUAUUCGUAUACUUAGAUUUUAUUUUUAUUAACUCAAGCAAGUCGAAUUAUUCUUCAUACUAUUUAUAAUUUAUUUAUUUCAUACUAAUAUACACUGGCCUGCAAAAGUAAGUAUCACACUUUUCAAAUUAAAUUUAUUUCUUAACUAUAGAGAUUUAAGAUUAAAAACGUUUUGUUGCAAAUUUUAUAGGCUUUAAUUCUUAGAAACUAAAAUUAUACAUUAGUAACAUUUUUAACUUAAAAAAGAUAAAACAAUGAAAAUAGACAUUUUUAGUUUAGUGUAAAAAAAUUCAACUAAAAUGUAUUACAUGUUAUUUAAUUUUUAAUAACUGGUAUUGCCUCCUCGAGCUUUCAUUACAGCUUCGAGCCGGUUUGGCAUACUGAACACUAGGUUUCGGAGCCGAUGUUGGGGAAUAUUCUCCCAUUCUUCUACCAGGGCCUGCUUUAGUGCCCAUAGAUAGAUGCGUGCCCAAGAUAUGCCAGCCCAUACAUGUACACUGCCUCCACCGUAUUGGACUCUUUCUGAGAUGCAGGCUUGAAGGCAUCGCUCACCAGGUCACCUGUAAAUACUUCGCCUUCCAUCAGAAGUGUAAAGGGAGAAUCGAGACUCAUCUGCAAACAAAAUUCUUGACCAUUCUUCUUCAUCCCACUGCAUUUGUUCACGGGCGUAUCGCAGUCUCGCUACUCGACGCUGUCUCUCGAGUUUUGGGCCACUCGCUGGUCUUCGGGGUUUCAAAUUUGCUUCAGCAAGUCUUCUUCUCUCUGUACUGUCACUAAUGUAGUCCCUCCGGGUCUGAAGUAGCUGUUGCUGGACUUCAACUGCAUUUUGAUGGCGAUUUCUUAACACAGUGGAAAUAAUACAACGAUCUUCUCGGGCACUGGUACACCUGGGUCUGCCAUUACAAGGUCUCCUCAGAUGGUGUCCAGUCUCUUCGUACCUUCGCUUUACCUUCUGGACCGUUCGUACCGUCACACCCACCAUUCUUGCAGUGCGACGCAUACUGAUGCCUAGUCCAGAAAAGCCAUGAUCCUAGCACAUUCUUCAACUGAAAGAGGCAUGAUAAAUAAAUGUUAUGUGCUUUUUAGCAUAAAUUUUUAAAACAAGACCCAUUGGUCUUGAAAAAAUUUAAAACAGAAAGAAAAAUGUGAAUGGUAAAAUUGUAAUUCGGAAACGUCCACUUUGAAAAAGGAAUGGUUUUGUUUUUGAAGUUUUUUUUCAGCCAAUUCUUAAAAGAAGGUUACCGACUAUAAAGUUUUUAUGUACAAAAUUAUAUUCUCUUUGGAGUCCUUUUUAUUUCGAAAGUAUAUCUUGUGAACUUAAAACGUUAUCCCAAUUUUAAAAAUGUGAUACUUACUUUUGAAGGCCAGUGUAUAAAAUAAUAAUAAUACUUGCAGUAAUUUUUAACUAAUGGUGAAUGGUAAAAUUUGCAAACACACAUUCUACAUUCAAAUGCAAUAUUUUAAGGUUGAAAUGUAGGUAAUUUUGACAUUAAUCCACAAUGGUAAUGUCCGUUAUAAUAGUAGUUUGAAAAAAAUACUAAAAUACACAAUGAAAAGCACAAAAUUUGGUAUUCGAAAAUUUCCUUAUAUUAGAUAAAUCGGUCAAAGAUAAUGGUUGAAAUUUAAAAUUAACAUCAUUUCCUGACUUAUCGACGAUAGAUGAAAAUUAUAUAAAUUAACAAAAAUCUUAUUUUGCAAAAAUGGAAUAAUUUUAUCAAAUUAAUGUAUUGUCAUCGGUCCUCGAUAAAUCUACGAAGUUUGAACGAAAUCUGGCCGUUUAUAGUGGGUCAAAAUCGCGCCCAAAUGAGUCGAUUACAAACAAAUAUACAUACAGGUGAAGCUAAUAAAAGGCGUGUAAUAUAAUGAAAUCAACUAGAAUUUAUUAUCACUACUUCUCUUUAAAUAUUGUUUACAAAGAUCGAGUGUUUGAUCUAUCAGAGUUGCGGGCGAUGCGACAAAGCUCUUGUUUGUUAAGUGGAAGUAUAUUUAAUAAGAAGAUAUUUGUUUUUAUUUGUUGUAUUUUUUUUAUUUAACAAAAAAUUCUGUCAGUCCUAUCGUGAGUUGCUCUAUUUCAAUAUAGUUAGUUACGUUUGUAUUUGAGUAAGAUUUAAGUGAGUGUGGGCAAAUUCUCUGAAAGCUGUGAAAAUAGGCAUAUUUAUACAAGUAAAUAAUGUAAAUAUAAUGGUAAAUUAGCUUUAUUAUCAAAA